GCCGAGCGUCGAUCAGAUGCCCAGUGAUCUACAGUGAGGUUAUUCGUCUUGCUUCUCCGACUGAAUGCAUCAAAUAAACUGCUAAAGCGGCUUCUUUUUUCUUCUUCUGAGUCUGUUGGUUUUUUUUAUGGUACGAAUGUGCGUGUUAUAGCUUUCUCGCUCACUCUCUUGGGUACUUGUUGGCAGUCGUAAAUAAGGCAGACGAUAAUACCGUUCGCCUGCCAUCUCACGAACACGGCACGACUUGUUAGUGGUCAAUGAUCUGGCAGUGGACCAUUGAUGCUGCGAAUAGCAGUGGCUGGACCAGUGAUCGGGCGAGUCACAUUCUAUCGUCCCCGGGCCGCCAGUGGAGCGGCUCCAUGUAAACCAUCCAAGUGGUCGAUUACCGAGCCCAACGAGUCGUUGGGUGCCGAUUGCGUCUCCGCCAUGGCCAGUCAGUCGUCUCUCUCUUCUGCCAGUGCUCGCUCCACUUCUCCCGAUCCGUGUGUGGUUUCUGAGUCGUCAUCAAUCAAAAGGGCGAGGAACACAAUAGGAAAGCCUCCCUCGCUAUCUCCCUCACAUGAUGUUUUUCGCUUAUUUAAGCUGGCCCAGGAGAUGAGAUGGGGAGGUCCCUCAUCGUGCUACUGCUCUUUCCGUUGCUCUCCAUAGGAAAUGUCCCCUCUCCUCUGCUGCCCCUGCAGCACCCUCGUCUCUCCCCGCCUGCCGUCGCCCUCUUGGGCAACACUGCCGAGGAUUUCUAUCACCAGAGUGCAGAGAUAUGUUGGUUCAAGCAUGAACAGUGAUGCCCUCAAGGUUGUACCUCUCCGCAGCAAGCAACAACUUCACUGGAGUUUCAUUGGAGGGUCGAGAAUCCAACACGAGCCGAGUGGUUCAAGGAUUGUUCGUCGUCAAAGAGGGUUUCGGCCGUCAGCUUCUUGGCUUACAAGUUCACAGAUUGCUAGCAAUGCUUUCACUUGGGGCACGGUUGCUGUUCUUCCUUUCUACACUUUGAUGGUACUGGCUCCUAAAGCUUCAUUUACUAGAAGAACCAUGGAGAGCAGUGUGCCAUACAUUGCCCUUGGAGUUCUAUAUGCAUACCUUCUGUAUCUGUCAUGGACUCCUGACACAUUUAGAAUGAUGUUUGCUAGUAAAUACUGGCUGCCAGAGUUAGCUGGAAUAGCAAAAAUGUUCACCAAUGAAUUGACGGUGGCUUCAGCAUGGAUUCACUUAUUGGCUGUAGACCUUUUCGCUGCAAGGCAGGUAUUCCACGACGGUUUAAAGAAAAAUGUCGAGACCCGACACUCAGUUUCUUUGUGCCUACUCUUCUGUCCGAUGGGAAUUUUUUCUCAUUGCAUCACCAUGCUGCUUGCCCAGAUGGCUAAUCGGUCGCAUUGAUGCUUAACGGCAGAAAAGUGCCAGCUUGAUCUCCAAUUUUUUCUGCUUCUGAGAAAGAGAGAGAACAGAAACCAAGAUAAUCCUCUCCUGUCACAUUCAUUUAGGUCAAACUAACGCAAUCAGAUAUAGUUGUUAGUUUUCUGUCAUAGACUAUGGUUGCAUAGUCCAUGUAUCUCAUUUAGAAAAUAUGGUCGAACAACAAAGUUUCAUGGUGAAAAUGUUUAAUUUGAACUUCUUUA
This is a messenger RNA of Musa acuminata subsp. malaccensis (wild Malaysian banana), 1613 nucleotides long. RefSeq names its product protein MAO HUZI 4, chloroplastic. NCBI's taxonomy places the organism in Eukaryota, Viridiplantae, Streptophyta, Magnoliopsida, Zingiberales, Musaceae. The record is from RefSeq and is a predicted model, not a curated record.